Molecule: messenger RNA, 6444 nt
Organism: Heterostelium album PN500
Lineage: Eukaryota; Evosea; Eumycetozoa; Acytosteliales; Acytosteliaceae
Product: polyketide synthase
Exons: 5
Coding region: 1-6444 (2147 amino acids)
Molecular function (GO): acyltransferase activity; oxidoreductase activity
Source: RefSeq, a predicted model, not a curated record
AUGGAAAUCCUAUCAUCUCAAGAGAAUGAUAUUGCAGUAAUUGGAAUUAGUUUAAGAUUCCCCGGAAAAAUAACAACACCUACUGAUUUCUGGGAAGCACUCAAAAAUUCAUUUGAUGGUGUAGUAAAAAUACCUAGUGAUAGAUGGUCGGAUUCGUUUCAAAAACACCAAUUGGUAUCAACAAAGAACGCAGGAUUAUUGGAUUUUGAUGAAUGGAAAAAGUUUGAUCCUCUAUUCUUUGAAAUAUCGCCAAAGGAUGCUGACUAUAUUGACCCUCAAGAGAGACUUCUCCUCACUCUAGUCUAUGAAGCACUGGAAGAUGCUCAAAUUCCUUCAAAUUCACUUAGAUCCUCCAACACUGGAGUUUUUGUUGGUAUGUCCAAUAAUGACUAUCACCAUCUCCAACUUGCAUACCCAGAUUUCGAUACUUUACCAAAAGUAUUGAGUAAUGUGUUCACUCCAUGUGUUAUCGCCAAUAGAGUUUCAUAUUGUUUUGAUUUCAGAGGACCAUCCAUGACCGUCGAUACUGCAUGCUCAUCUUCUUUGACAACGACAGACCUGGCAAUUAAAUAUCUUCAGGAUAAUCAAUGUGAUAUUGCUAUAUCUUGUGGAAUCAAUGCAUUGUUUGAUCCAGAUACAUCGAGAAUGUAUAGCAAUAUUGGAGUACUCGGUGAUCAUUGUAAGCCAUUUGAUGCCAAUGCCAGUGGUUUUGUUAGAAGUGAAGGUUGUGGUGUAGUUAUUUUGAAGAAAUUAAGAAAAGCUGAGAGAGAUGGAAAUAGAAUCUAUUCUGUGAUCAAAGGAAUUGGAAUUAAUAAUGAUGGUCAUUGUAAUAAAGAUACUUUAUCAACUCCUUCAAGUGAUAUUCAGUAUCAAAACAUAAAACAAACUUUAGAAAAAUCAAAUAUUGAUCCAUCUCAAAUCUACUAUGUCGAAGCCCAUUCCACUGGAACAGUAGUUGGAGAUCCAAUUGAAAUGAAGGCAUUGAUAGAUAUGUUUUCUGCCAACCAUUCUCCAGAGAAACCAUUAAAAGUAGGAUCAGUUAAAUCAAACUUGGGUCAUCUUGAAAGUGCUUCCGGAAUUGCUUCUAUCAUUAAGGUAUCUUUGAUGUUAAAAAAUAGAAUGUUAGUUCCAAGUAUCAAAUUAUCACAAUUGAACCCUAAAAUUGCUUUUAAAGAAUCAAAUAUGGAAGUAAUUACUAAAAAUGAAGAAAUAUCAAAUGAACAAUUAAUUAUAAUGGGUGUAAAUUCUUUUGGAAUUGGAGGAACAAAUGGACAUAUGAUACUUCAAGAAUAUAAGAAAAAAGAUUUUGAUGCUAAUUCUACUUCUUCCAUUGACAAGUAUUUUGAUUUACUUCAAAACUAUCAAGAUAAAAUAACCAUAAAAGAAUUUGCUCUAAAUCAAUCUUUAACUAAAUCAUUUCAUUCAACCAGGAAGGUAGUUAUCGCUAAAAAUUGGGAAGAGUUAAAUUCAAAGAUUGUUGAAUUUAAUGGUCAAGUUCAAUCAAAAGAUACUUUUGAAAAGAAAUUGGUUUAUGUAUUUUGUGGUCAAGGUCCUCAAUGGAAUAAAAUGGGAAUGAACCUAUAUGAGAAUGAACCAGUUUUCAAAUCAAAUGUUGAUAAGUUGGAUAAUUUAUUAAAAGAAUACUCUGGAUAUAGUAUUGUUGAAAAGUUGAAAUCCAUUCCAGACGAUUCUAAUGAGAUUCAUAAACCAAUAAUUGCACAACCAUCUCUAUUUGUUUUCCAGGUUGCUUUAUAUGAACUCUAUAAACACUGGGGUUUAACACCAUCAAUUGUACUAGGUCACAGUUUUGGAGAUAUAACUUCUGCUUAUAUUUCAGGAAAUUUAAAUCUAUCUGAUGCUAUUAAAGUUGUACACAUUAGAGCAUCACUUCAAAAUGAGACAAUUGGAACUGGAAGAAUGCUUGUUGUGGCAAUUAGUUCAGAGAAAUAUUGUUUGGAAUUUCAACGACUAUUCCCAUCUCUUGAAAUUGCUUGUUUUAAUUCUUCUAAUUCCAUAGUAAUCACAGGUGACAAUAACAAUCUUAAAGAUUUUGCUGAUCAUUUGAAAAAGGAAAAUAUUUUCCACACUUUCCUUCGUACUCCCUGUUCAUUCCACUCUUCCUAUCAAGAUAUUAUCAAAGAGAAGGUCAUUAAUCAAAUGAAUUCUUUAAAUUCAAAAUCAUCAAAUAUUCCAUGGUAUUCGACAGUUACUGGAGAUUUGAAAUCCGAUCCAUUAGAUUCACAAUAUGUUUUUGAAAAUAUAAGAAAUCCAGUUUAUUUCCAGAAAACUUUAGAAUCACUUUAUAGAGAUUUGAAAGAAAAUUUGAAUGAUUAUGUCUUCCUUGAAAUUUCGCCUCAUCCAACUUUAUGUAGCUUUAUCACCCAAACAAUUCCUAAAUCCAAGGUUUUAUCUCCAAUUCAAAGAAAGAAAGAUGAAACUUUAUUAUUUAAAUCUUCGUUGGCAUCUCUUCAUUGUCUUGGAGUAAAUAUUAAUUUUUCCUCUCAAUUCUCACCUUCUGAUAUUUUAAAUAGAAAUUGGAGAGAACGAGUGGCAAUUCUUCCAAGAUACCAAUGGGAUACUGACUUGUAUUGGAAUGAAUCAAAUCAAUCAAAAUAUAAAAGAUUAAUUGGUAAAUCAACAACAAUUCUUGGUCAUAAAUCUGUAACCAAUGGUGAAAAUUGUUAUCAAUCAGAUAUUGAUAUUCGAAGCCCAGUAUUUGAAUAUCUCAAAGAUCAUCAAGUAAAGAAUCAACCGAUUCUCCCUGGUGCAGGAUAUAUGGAAGCAAUUAUCGAAGCUCUUGAACAUAAUCAACAGGAUAUUCAAAUUAACAAAUUGGAAUUCUUGAAACCUGUUUUCUUAAAACAAAGUUCUCAAAAAAUAGUUACAAAAGUUGAAAAACUCUCGAAAAGUGAAUAUUCUUUUGAAUUCUUCCACAAAAAUGGUCAAUUUUAUGAUUUGAAAGAAGAUUGGAAAAAAACUGCAAAAUCAAAAGUAACCCUUUUAAAAGGAAUAAAAUCUAGAACUAUAGAUUUAUCAUCUUUCAAAAGUCAAUGUAAUUUAACAUCUUACACUCCAGAGGAGUUUUACAAGAAGACCCAGAGGUUUGGAUUAAAAUAUGGACCACACUUUCAACAUAUCCAAAAUAUUUCAAUUGGAAAUAUGAUGGCAUUUGGAGCUUUAAAGGUAAGGUCUUCUAAUAGACCUUCAAAGAUAUUGAAUGCUACUCUAUUUGAUAGUUGUGCUCAUGGAUUGUUUGCAUUAAUGGAUGAUAGAAGACAAUUCAUAUAUAAAUCAUUGGAAAAUAUGAAAAUCAACUAUCAAAAUUAUCAAGAAUUAGAAAAUAAUCCCCCAGAGGAACUGUACCUUUUAGUAAGAAUGACAGAUUUCAAUAACUAUGAAAAUAUUGGAAAUUGUUUACUUGUUAAUCCAAAAGGACAAAUUAUUUUCGAAAUCAAAAAAUACAUAUUGGGAUCAUCUGAAAGAAUGAAAUUGAAAAAGAUAAAAUAUCCAGAAAAUGAACUUUUCGAGACAUUUUAUCAACCAAAAGAAUCUCCAGUUUCUAUUCCAAAAGAUUUAUUUUCUAACCAAAACAAAUUGGAUAUCAUUAAAGAAACUUCUGAAUCACUAAUGACUUCCAUUUCAAAAUCUAUAUCCCAAAUGGAAGGAAAGAACAUAUUGAAAAUUAUGUGCCUUGGUUGUAGUGAAUUAUCUUCUCUUUUGAUUCCUUUAAUAGAUAAAAUGUUAGAUACAAUUGUUAAAGGAGUUGUAGAAAUAUUUUAUACAAUAUCAGAUGUUUCAGAAAUACUUGUAAAGGAGAAAAAGGAAAUAUACCAAUCAUUAAAAAUUCAUCGAAAUCUCAAAAUUAAUUUUACUUUAGUAGAUUUUAGUCAGAAUUUAGAAGAACAAGGUUUCUUACACUCCUCUUAUGAUCUGGUAUUCUCCAAUCCCACCAUGCAUAAAAAUAAUUAUGAAUCAUCGCUUUUAUUUACUUCUAAAAUUCUAUCACCAAAAGGAACCUUCAUUUCUCUACAGUCAAACCCAGAUUCUCUUUUAAUAGAUCAAAAUAUUGGAGAUUUCAAUAACUUGAAGAGUUUUGUAACAGGAUCAUAUCAAUUUACAAAUAUUAGAACUACUGAUUCAGAAAAUUAUAAUAUGUUAAUUUGUGAAAAAACUGAAAUUGCAUCUUUACCUAUUAAAAAUGUAGAACAUCUUUCAGUUGUGAUAGGUGACAAUCAAAAUGUUUCAAAUGAUCUUUUGUCAUCAUAUACCAAGAAUGAAAUUAAUUUUAUUUUGGUAAAUGAAAUUCAAUCAAAAAAAGAUAUCCUUAGAAAUUCUACUCAUAUUCUAUUUUUGACUUCGAUGGAACAAUUAACUAUUGAGAAUUAUCAGCUCACCAUUUAUUCUUUAGUUCAAAUAUUACAAAUGUUAAUGGAUAGAGAAAAACAACCUAGAAUAACUGUAGUGGCAAAAGAUAGUGAAUCUUCAAACUACCUUUCAAACUCUAUUGUAGGAAUUUUGAAUACAGCUUUUGUGGAUCAUAGAGAAUUGGAUGUGGUAUUUUUCAAUAUAGAUUCAAGUUUAAAUAACGAAUAUUUAGAAAAAAUAAUGAUUAUUUCUCAAAAUAAGGUAGAAUUAGGUGAAUAUUCUUAUGCAAUAAUGAACAACAAAGUUAUGAUAGCAAGAGAACUGAAUAUCGAAGAUGAAGCAUUUACAUAUUCAAAGGCAUAUGAAACAAACCCAGAGAAUAUUAUUUCUGUUUCCAAUAUUAAUCUAGAUUAUAAAUUGAGAAAUAGAAGAAAUUUGAAUUCCAAAGAGGUAGAAAUAGAGGUGAAAGCAGUUGGUUUGAAUUUCAAAGAUUAUCUUUUCCAUCUUCAAAUGCUUCCAGAGAAACAAAUGAGCGGAGGUGAUAUUUAUCAUCCACCAUUUGGUUUGGAAUCAUCAGGAGUUGUUUCAAGACUAGGAAAAGACGUAGACGAUUUCAAAAUUGGAGAUGAACCAAAAGAACUUUCGUUCAAUGAAUGUGCCUCAGUUAGUAUAGUUUAUGGCACAGUAUAUCACUCUUUGUUUGAAGUUUGUAAAUUCAAACCAGAUGAAACUAUUUUGAUUCAUGGUGCUACCGGUGGUGUUGGUUUGGCAGCAAUGAAUGUUCUAAGAAUGUUGAAAUGCAAGAGAGUAUAUGCAACUGCUGGAUCUCAAGAGAAGAUAGAUUAUCUAAAAUCAAACUAUUCAGAUAUUUUGAUCGAUGUUUUCAAUUCUUAUUCAAAUGAGUUUGCUGAGAGUAUCAAAGAGCAAUGUGAUGGUGUAAAUGUGCUGCUUAAUACAUUACCAAUUGAAUAUAUGGAGGAGAAUUUCAGAGCUAUGGCACCCUAUGGAAGAAUUGCUGAUAUUGUGGUUACACAUAUUGUAAACAACGAUACUUUUGGUUAUGGUCAAUUUGAUAACGAUAUUAAUUAUUGUUGUGUUGACUUACAGAAACUUUUUUGGAAUCGAACUGAAUAUGGUAAAAACCUAAUGAUCACUAUUUUUAAUGACAUCGCUAGUGGAAGACUUCAAUUGACUCCUAUCAAGGUAUUUGAUGUUACAGAGACAAAACAAGCCAUUAAACAUAUUGCAGAAAGGAAGCAAUUAGGAAAAGUUGUUAUCGAUUGUUCGAACUUCAAUAAAUCAAUUAUGCAGCCUCUGAUUGAAAAGAAAAUACCACUACCAAAGAAAGAGUUCAAGAUGGAUAUUUCAAACACAAUCAUUGUUACAGGUCAAAAUGGUUUAGCCCUAGAACUGAUUCCAUGGUUAGCUAAACACACCAAUGCUUCUGAUAUAGUUGUACUCUCGAAAUCAACAUUGAACAACAGAUUAAAGCUUAUUAUAAACUCGACAAAAUCAACAAAGAUUCAUUUCUAUCAAACUGACAUCACAGACAAUGAGCAGUUGAAAUCAAGAAUAGAAUUGGCCAUCAAGAAUCUACCACCCAUCGAAACGAUAAUCCAUCUUGCAGUACUCUUUGAGGCAGUUCCUCUAAAUGAACUAACACUUGAAAACAUCAAGAGAGUUCAUGAUCCAAAGGUAAUCGGUGCCUAUAAUCUUCAUACUCUUUCUAUUGAUCUUUGUUUACCAUUGAAACAAUUCGUUUUGAUGUCAUCGAUUUCUGGAUACACUGGUGCGGCUUCACAGCCAUCUUACAACUCUAGUUGUCUGGCUAUCGACGGUUUGUGUAAAUAUAGAAAUUCUCUUGGUUUGACAUCAAAGGCAAUAAGACUAGGUCCGAUUCUCGGCGAGGGUAUCGUUGCAGAAUCUACAGGUCUCCAAGACUACACUGUUUGGAGGUUUAGAAUUGAUUCUUUCACAACCACUCUAUUGCAAUCCAAUUCUGAGUCAAGUAACUUCGAAUCGAGCAUACGAGAUACACCAACACAUCAAGCAUCGCAUCGAUCAUAUGGUGUUUGGUGA